This is a messenger RNA of Andrographis paniculata, 1305 nucleotides long. Its product is annotated as putative F-box/LRR-repeat protein At4g00320. Gene Ontology annotation, molecular function: protein binding. The record is from RefSeq and is a predicted model, not a curated record. The transcript has a single exon. NCBI's taxonomy places the organism in Eukaryota, Viridiplantae, Streptophyta, Magnoliopsida, Lamiales, Acanthaceae. Bases 1 to 1305 code for a protein of 434 amino acids.
AUGGAGGAGAAGCGCCGCCGAGAAAUCGACGACGGUGAGCGGGGAAAUCAGCUGCCGGUGCCGGCGAUUCAACACAUUCAAUCGUUCCUCGGCGGAAGGCAAGCCGCCCGCACCAGCGUCAUCUCCAAGUCAUGGUACGUCGCCUGGUUAACUCGCCCCAACCUCUAUUUCAAUCAACGAUGUUUCGACGAGUAUCGAUCCUUACGCUUCGUGGAAUUCGUGAAAAAGACAAUGAAAAGGUACGAAGAAUCUGACCUGAAUAUUAACGGCUUCAACAUACGCCUCUUCUCUCGUUACCUUCACUGCACAUCGGAUGAAUCAAUAGUAUCUACUGAAUUGAUUAAGAAAAUUCUUCGAUUAUGCGUUAAUGGAGCUGAUUGCAAGUUCGAAUUCAUGAGUUCGUGCUACGUUUUACCUUCCGAGUUGCUCGCAACCGAAAAACUUCAAAGUUUGUCUGUGUUAGGCUGUAAAAUCAAUCGACCUGUAGGUGGAAGAGUCGAGUUUUCGAUACUGAAAUCGAUUCGAUUGGAGUAUAUAUCCAUGGAUGGUGAUUUAUUCAAAGAUGCAUUUCCAUGCUUAGAGGAUUUGACACUUUUGUGCUGCCAUGGCUACAAACAGUUAGAGAUUUCAAGCACUAACCUAAAGUGGUUAACAAUUGAGGAUAAUAGGAUCAUCAAGGUCAAUUUUACUAUCCCGAAUAUCCGUAGGUUCGUCUUCGCAGGGUCGUGCUCUCCAUUGCUGCUUUUGACUGCGGUUUCGAAGGAAUGGGAGUGCGAUAUAUCGUUGAAGUAUCUACACCAUAAGCUCAACGAAUCGUGGUUCCAUAAGCUCACUGAUCUUUCAAGAAAACUGAGUGCAUCAAUGUGCAAAGUGUCUCUCAGCAUUGUGUUUUUUGGUCACAACGGCGUUGAUCGUAGAGCAUCUUGUUCGGGUUGGACUAAGCCUAAGUUGGAUAAUCUGACAUUGUCUGUGCCGUCCCCGUUCUUCGGGUACGACUUUCUUCUUGAAACAUUGUUCGUGAGCUGUCACCCGAGGUUUGUGACGCAAUAUUGGUUUCCCGAUCCGUGUGGGGAGGAGAAAGCAAACAACAAAUGGGUUAAGUUUCUGUUCAAGAGAUUGUUGCAAGAUAAAGGAAGUGUUUCUUAUGGGUAUUCUGAGAGGAGUUUGAUUAGGGAAACGGAAGUCGAGAUUUUCGACGAUGGUUUGGAUGAAUGGCAGCCUUUGGCUUGGAGGACUUUGUUGGAACAUGGCGAAGGUCGAAAGGGUAAGCGAAAGAUUCGGUUCCGGUUAGAGUGGGAGUAUUGA